AUGUCCGUAUCAGCCUCGAUUCCCGACACUUCGCUUGGCCUCACUUCCUCCGAGAUCCAGAUCCUCCGGCAACAGCAGCAGAUUGCUCUUCAAAAUGGCCAUGCCGGCAAUGGGGUUUCCAGGGGCAGAGGGACCGGUCGAACCAGCAACUCCAGUUCGCGUGCCGCCAGUGCCGCCAGCAGUCACGGUCGAUUGUUGCUGGAUCCUAUGAGUCUCCGUGCACUGUCCCAUCAGUUAGACGCGCUACAAGAGCAGAUUCGAAGUCGCAUCGAUUAUCUGGAGGAACAAAUGCAACUGUCUCUUCAAAAUAGCUACGACCGCGCAGGAAACGUUAUCCGCAACGCCGACGCUGAAAUCGCCCGUACCCGCUCAAUUCUGGCCUCAAUUGAUGAAUUAGAAACUGAGAUGGCGAAGAUUGGACACAUCAGAGAAAUUGUGAAAGCUUAUCGUGGCCGAAUAGAAGGCCUUGAUCAGCGUCUUGACCAGGCUGUCCGUCGGAGACGUUAA
Messenger RNA from Aspergillus tanneri, 507 nucleotides. RefSeq lists its product as uncharacterized. Bases 1 to 507 code for a protein of 168 amino acids. Lineage: Eukaryota; Fungi; Ascomycota; Eurotiomycetes; Eurotiales; Aspergillaceae. The transcript has 2 exons. Gene Ontology annotation, biological process: endosome organization. Gene Ontology annotation, cellular component: BLOC-1 complex. The record is from RefSeq and is a predicted model, not a curated record.